AUGGAGAGGUUCUGGUCUAUUGAAGAAGCGCCAUUGACAGUGAACUUCAACGCAGAAGAACCGGCAAUUAAUCUUCGCCGUAACGAAGAGGGACGAUUUGAAGUGAAGUUACCCCUGUGCCAGAAUCCAUCCAUACUUGGCCAUUCAAGGGAUUUAGCAAUUAGGCGCUUCCUUGCUCUUGAAAGGAAGCUUCAAAAACAACCAGACCUCAAAAAGCAGUACGCAGAAUUCAUCAGACAAUACGCUUCUCUGGGUCACAUGGAGGAAGUCAAGUCUCUAAUUCCAGAGGUUAACUUUUUUCUUCCCCAACAUUAUGUCCUCAACCCAUCUAGCAGCAGUACCAAACUCAGAGUUGUGUUCGAUGCUUCACCAAAGACAUCGAAUAGCAUUUCACUCAACGACAUCAUGCUCAAGGGUCCUACAACACAAGAUGACCUAUUUUCAAUCCUUCUACGAUUCAGAAAACAUAGUUUUGCCUUCUCAGGAAAUAUUGAGAAGAUGUACCGCCAGGUAAAUGUCAGCACAGAGGACAAUUAUCAACAACUCAUUGUUUGGAGGGACAACUCUAAUGAAUACCUGAGGUACUAUCGCUUGAAGACAGUUACUUAUGGUACAACGGCCGCACCUUAUCCAGUAACACGAUGUUUGGUAGAAUUGGCAAAAACAUCACAUCCACUUGCAUCGAGCGCAAUCAAGGAUUUCUACGUGGAUGACGUCAUGACAGGAAGUAACAGCCUCAAGGAAGAUGUAAAAAUUCAGGAUGAGUUAAAGACAUUGUUGCAGUCAGCCGGGUUCAACCUCCUUAAGUGGUGCGCAAACCAUGAACGGCUGCUUUCAUCAAUACCGAGCAAAGACAGAGAAGUGGAGCUUUCUGUCGACGACUCAAAGGAUGAAGGCGUGAAAACGUUAGGAUUAACCUGGAACCCCAAGUUAGAUCAUUUUCGCAUAACCACCGUUUGGGGCGAGCCAGCCAAGGCGCUGGAUAAGUAUGUGAAGAAUGGAAGGGGGCUCCUCACUUCCCGGGCCCAACUGCAAGGAGUUUCGGCCCCGAAUCAGACCUAUAAUCGCAAUGGCAAACAAAAUUAUCCCGACAGUAAUGGCUUUAACAAAAAGCAGUUGUAUCUACCACAACGUAACGAUAGCUAUAGUAAUGCAAACAACAAUAACGGCAAUAACGAAACAUCGAAUAAAUAA
Molecule: messenger RNA, 1194 nt
Organism: Hermetia illucens (black soldier fly)
Lineage: Eukaryota; Metazoa; Arthropoda; Insecta; Diptera; Stratiomyidae
Exons: 2
Coding region: 1-1194 (397 amino acids)
Source: RefSeq, a predicted model, not a curated record